AUGAAUUCUUCCAAACCUGCCUAUUUAGAUUACUUUGGCAGAAUCCAUGGAAUUCUACUGUAUAAAGAAUUUAUCCAAUAUUGGCAUGAUGUGGAGGCAUUUGAGGCAAGGCCAGAUGACCUUGUCAUUGUCACCUAUCCCAAAUCUGGCACAACAUGGGUUAGUGAAAUUGUAUACAUGAUUUAUACAGAGGGUGAUGUGGAAAAGUGCAAAGAAGAUGCCAUUUUUAAUCGAAUUCCUUACCUGGAAUGCAGAACCGAAAAGGUGAUGAAUGGAGUAAAACAAUUAAAACAGAUGGCAUCUCCUAGAAUAGUGAAGUCUCAUCUGCCACCUGAGCUUCUUCCAGCCUCAUUUUGGGAAAAGAACUGUAAGAUCAUCUAUGUUUGCCGGAAUGCCAAGGAUGUGGUUGUUUCUUAUUACUAUUUCUUUUUAAUGGUGACUGCUAAUCCAGAUCCUGGUUCUUUUCAAGAUUUUGUGGAAAAAUUCAUGGAUGGAGAAGUUCCUUAUGGUUCCUGGUAUGAACACACAAAAUCUUGGUGGGAAAAGAGAGAGAAUCCACAAGUGCUAUUUCUUUUCUAUGAAGACAUGAAGGAGAAUAUCAGAAAAGAGGUGAUGAAAUUGAUAGAAUUUCUGGGAAGGAAGGCAUCAGACGAGCUUGUGGACAAGAUUAUAAAACACACUUCAUUCCAGGAGAUGAAGAACAAUCCAUCUACCAAUUACACAAUGCUACCGGAUGAAGUCAUGAACCAAAAAGUAUCUCCCUUCAUGAGAAAGGGGAUUGCAGGAGACUGGAAGAAUUACUUUACAGUAGCCCUAAAUGAGAAAUUUGACAUGCACUAUGAGCAGCAAAUGAAGGGGUCUACACUGAAGUUACGAACCGAGAUCUAGGAAGGGUUUUGUUGACACAUCUGAGAUUAAAGUGUUCUUCUCAUCAUUCCUUACCUCUUUUAUUUUAGACUGGUAGAGAGCGAGUCAUGUGAAAGAUCAUGAUCAGGUUCACAUGAUUAUUGAGAUCUUCAUAUAAAAAAGCAAGAAAGAUUUUUUUCCCUGCUGUUAUCUUUAAAAUGUUUUUCCUUUUCUUUCUUUAUUACAAAUUAUUACACAAAUCUAUAACCUAUGAGAAUGAUGUAGGAACACACAAAUUUUUG
Aethalodelphis obliquidens (Pacific white-sided dolphin) is the source of this 1148-nucleotide messenger RNA. RefSeq names its product sulfotransferase family 1E member 1 (gene SULT1E1). The transcript is spliced from 7 exons. The coding region runs from base 1 to 888 and encodes 295 amino acids. Lineage: Eukaryota; Metazoa; Chordata; Mammalia; Artiodactyla; Delphinidae. The record is from RefSeq and is a predicted model, not a curated record. Gene Ontology annotation, molecular function: sulfotransferase activity.